GGCAUCCGAAGCAGAACGUCAGAGCAUUAGCAACAUUAGCAACAACUUUAGCCAGCCAAAACUCUUUCUAACAUGUUAUGUGUAGCAACAGACUAGCUAGCGUUUGUGGGAAUGUAGCAGCCAAAUUUUGAUUUAAGGCUAUUUUAGAAUAUACAAAACCAAGGUUGCUGAGCUGAAAACUGGAAAAUAUAAGGUAGCAUGUACAAUAAAUGACAAGAAUCUGGAAAACAUAGCUAUGCAAUAACUCUGGUUUACAAUGGAAUCAUACAUAGAUUUGGUACCAAAUUUGGUGACUUGCAAAUAUUCAUGUUAAGAGUGUUCACUAUGGCGUGAAAUUAGUGCCAGGAGAGCGAGCUCUGUAAAACGAUUUGUAACCUGCAAAAAAGAUAUGUGUACUUGCAAAAACGAUUUGUAACGUGCACAAAGAGUUGUCUCUGUAGAAAAUGAUUCGUGUACAUGCAAAAAAAUAGUUUUGCUCUCCUUAGAAGAAGGCAAGAUUUGUUUACUUGCAAAAAGAUUUGUAACUUGCAAAAAAGAUUUGUGGAUAUGAUACCAUGGUUCCCGCCUUCUUCUACGGAGACACAACUUGUUUUGCAAGUACACGAAUACAAAAAUGACGCGUUCUAUUGUCCUCCCUAUACAGAGACACCAAUCUUUUUUGCAAGUGACAAAACUUUUUUUUGCAAGUACACAAAUCUUGCCUUCUUCUACGGAGACAAAACCUUUUUUGCAAGUUACAAAUCUUUAAUCUUUUUUGCUGUCCAAGCUGUCCUUAGGGGAAACCCGUUUUGCUAUGCAGGACUCAUUCACCUGGUGAGGACUGGGUGUUAUUAGUUCCUGUGUGUCCCGUGUGAAGACAUUGUGUCUCUUCAGUUUCUGUCUGCCCAGGAUCUGAUGGUGAUGUGGUUGGACGACAAAACAGUACUGGAUGUAUUCACCCUCUUACCAGCAUGUUUUACGUUAUUCACCGGUCGGGCCUGGCUUGGUAAGACCCUCCCUCCCACCCUGCUGCUGAUCGACUUGGCUUUUAACAGCAUCUACCUUCUACAUUUUUGGCUAAAGGCUCUUCUUCGGUGGUACCACAAAACAUCUGUGAAGCUGUGUCGGUUGGGAGCUGUCCUUAUGGGAAACCAGUUUUUUUACGCAGGCCUUAUUCACCUGGUGGAGAGCUCCGGGGACCCCUGGCUUGAAAAUUUAAACGCCUCGAGCCGUCGCUACUUCCUCUACGUGUACUUUCUAACGGUGACCAUGUCCACAGUGGGCUACGGCGACGUCAUAGUCUGCACCGCGUCAGGCAUGUGGUGGUUUGUGGACACCUUUCCCUGAGCAUCAUUGAGCCCUUUGUGAGGGAGUUCUACCAUGGAGACGGGGGAGGUGAACACCGACCUCCUCUUCCAGGGGGAACACACACACACAGAUCUCCGCACAUCAACAUGGUCUCUCCUGUGUCGUCUCUAGUGUGAUCACCGUCAAGAUCUUUCAUCCCAAAACCAGGGUGAUUGUCCAAAUGUUGAAGCCCUGCAGCAAGGUAAAACCUCCCCCACACAGUCUGGUCUGUGUGUGUGUGUGUAAGGGUGUCAAGUGGUCCUGUCCCUGUGUGUUCCAGGUCCUGGUGCAGAUGAUUCCCGACUGGGACUGGACCUCUGGCGAUGCAGCCUUGUGUCCGCUGGAGCUGAAGCUGGGCUUCAUGGCACAGAGCUGCAGGCUCCAGGGACUGUCCAGCCUGCAGGCAAAUCCGCAAAAGGAAACUUGUGUAAGAACCUGUACAGAGAAGGCAUGUACAACAAGGUCUACACAGAGCACCUGUCCUAUCCUUUCAGAGGCAUGACCUUCGCCCAAGCCAGCAAAGAGAUGUCCUCAUUGUGGCAGCAGGAUCCUCCAGUCUACUCAUCCUGCGUGGAGAUUGACUCUAGCACCAUGAGACGGAAGAACCGGUCGAGCACCCAGGCCCAGCACUGGCCCAAACAAGAGCACCAUGACCUGGACAUUAUCAAGUGGGAGACCAUGACCUCCGGAGCCACAAGUGACGUGGAGCAAGACAACACGCCUAGCAGUGCAGUGUCCACUGCGUCUCCUCCAGGUCUUCCUCCCCGGGUGGUGAUGACCAUCACCAAGCUGCAGUGCAUGCUGGACAGUAAACAGGAGCGCAUCGCGGCCCUGGAGAGACAGGUGGAGGACCUGCUGCAGGACCGCAAGUUCCUGAGGACGCAGAUCGAGAACCUGACCAGCUCGCGCUCCCUCGCCACGUUCACGCCCGCCCCUGAGGCUCCCAAGGCCAGCAAGGCGUACUCGGAGCCCAGAGCGAGGAGGAGAGAACGGGCCUCCUCCAUCUCCUCCCUCAGCAGCGACUGCGGCUCCGAGGUGUCUGUCUCUACGGCGAUGUCGGCAGUGUCGAGCGAGAACAAGAGAAGGCGACACCACAAAGAGAGGAGGAAAGGGAGGAAGGUUAAAGACUACACCCGGAAAAGAGCCACCGGUGUCCAGUACGUCAUCCACCGCUACCAGCAGGUGCUCUUGGCCUUUAACAAGAAGAAGAGCAUGAGCGGCGCCUUUCGGCACUACGGCAUAGACAGGAACACCAUCGCCAACACGGCGUCCAUCGCCGAGCUGCACCUGGCGGCCAAGGACACGGUGGCACUGGUGGGAACGUUCCGGCCACGCGAGGAGACCCUGGUGAGCUACGCCCAGAAGUGCGCCAUGGUCAUCGACACGGACGCAGGGCUGGCGAGGAAAAUCGAGCAGAUGAAGUCCGACGGGGCGCUCCUGCCGAUCACGGUGAAGAAGUCCAGGUUGAUGCAGUCCUUACAGCAGCCACUAGGGGGAGCCGCAGAGAGCCUGCUGUUGGUUUGACAGGACUGUUCUGGACAUUUCUCUCGGAUGGGUUUGUAGUUGGAGUCACGUACAGUAGAUUUGGUGUUGUCUGAGACAGAUUCACCAGGGAGUAAUGUGCAGGUCG
Messenger RNA from Hypomesus transpacificus, 2956 nucleotides. RefSeq names its product coiled-coil domain-containing protein 106-like. Gene Ontology annotation, cellular component: nucleoplasm. Lineage: Eukaryota; Metazoa; Chordata; Actinopteri; Osmeriformes; Osmeridae. Bases 1777 to 2850 code for a protein of 357 amino acids. The transcript has 8 exons. The record is from RefSeq and is a predicted model, not a curated record.